Molecule: messenger RNA, 3357 nt
Organism: Myripristis murdjan (pinecone soldierfish)
Lineage: Eukaryota; Metazoa; Chordata; Actinopteri; Holocentriformes; Holocentridae
Gene: egr1
Product: early growth response 1
Exons: 2
Coding region: 512-2056 (514 amino acids)
Biological process (GO): regulation of transcription by RNA polymerase II
Molecular function (GO): RNA polymerase II cis-regulatory region sequence-specific DNA binding; DNA-binding transcription factor activity, RNA polymerase II-specific
Source: RefSeq, a predicted model, not a curated record
GCCCACAAGAGCAACUGUUAGAGCAGAGAUAGACAGACAAACACAUAGCCAUAGAACUCCCUAACUCAGACAUUUCACACAAAAAGUAAAAGUGAAUUCAAAACAACACUCCAUCCAAGAGGGUCAGACACCUAAUUGGAUAAAUCCUCUAAUGCAUCUUGAGCAAAUCAAGACUAAUUUUAUUGAUUGAUUUUGCUUAAUCUUAGGGAAUGAGUAAAAAGGACACUUUUGAUCUUUUUUGAAAAAAGAAAAAGAAAAAAAGUCAAGUGGAUCUUUACUCAUUUCUGAGAAAAAAGGGGAAACAAGAAGACAACUGGAGAAGGAGAGACACGGAGCGAGGAAGAGAAAAGCAUCCCCUUCUUCCUCGGCAUCAGCAGAAGUGUCGCCUGAGCUGGACUAGUGAUUCCCUCCACCUGUGAGGCACCACUCUGCCAGCGUGCACCCAGCCUCCCUGCACUCCUCUCCAGCCGCCAACGCAGCCUCAGCAUAUCAGCUCCAGCACCGGCGGAGGAUGGCUGCAGCCAAGACCGAGAUGAUCCUUCCAGCCCUGCAGAUCUCAGACCCUCUGAGCUUCCCUCACUCCCCCAUGGAUAACUACCCAAAGCUGGAGGAGAUGAUGAUGCUCAGCUCUGCGGGGACCCCCUUCCUCACCGCCUCCGCACCCGAAGGGGCAGGCUUUGGCUCGGGGGAGCCAGGAGACCAGUACGACCACCUUGCUGGAGAUACGUUACCUGAUAUCUCCCUCAACUGUGAGAAACCGAUGGCGGAGCAGACCUACCCCACCCAGAGGCUGCCCCCCAUCUCCUACACAGGCCGCUUCACCCUGGAGCCUGCCACCACCUGCAGCAACAGCCUCUGGGCGGAGCCCCUCUUCAGCUUGGUCAGUGGCCUGGUGGGCAUCAACCCCCCGCCAAGCUCCACCUCUUCCUCUGCCGCCUCACAGACCACCUCAUCCUCCUCUUCCUCUGUCCCGUCCUCCUCCUCUUCCUCCUCUUCUACCUCCUCCUCUUCUCAGAGCUCCAGCCUCAGUUGCUCCAUCCACCACAGUGAGCCCAACCCCAUCUACUCAGCCGCCCCCACCUACUCCAGCCCCAACCCCGACAUCUUCCCAGACCAGGGGCAGGCCUUCCCCAGCUCAGCCGGAGCCUCACUCCAGUACCCUCCUCCUGCCUACCCCAACGGCAAGACCUGCAGCACGAGCUUCCCUGUGCCUAUGAUUCCUGACUACCUUUUCCCUCAGCAGCAGGGAGAGAUCAGCCUGGUUCCACCAGACCAGAAGCCCUUCCAGAGUCAGUCAGGGCAGCCCUCCCUCACUCCUCUGUCCACCAUCAAAGCCUUUGCCACCCAGACUGGUUCCCAGGACCUGAAGAGCGUCUACCAGUCUCAGCUGAUCAAGCCUAGCCGCAUGCGCAAAUACCCCACACGGCCGAGCAAGACCCCUCCCCACGAGCGGCCCUACGCUUGCCCCGUGGAGACCUGUGACCGCCGCUUCUCACGCUCCGACGAGCUGACGCGUCACAUCCGCAUCCACACGGGCCAGAAGCCCUUCCAGUGCCGCAUCUGCAUGCGCAACUUCAGCCGCAGUGACCACCUGACAACGCACAUUCGCACGCACACCGGCGAGAAGCCCUUUGCCUGCGAGAUCUGUGGACGCAAGUUUGCCCGCAGCGAUGAGAGGAAGAGGCACACAAAGAUCCACCUACGGCAGAAGGACAAGAAAGCGGAGAAGGGAGGAGCGGUGGUGGUGACAGCAGCGCCAGUGUCAGCUGCCUCACCGGCCUCCAGCUACCCCUCUCCCAUCACCUCCUACCCCUCCCCAGUUUCCUCGUACCCCUCUCCUGUCACCUCCUGCUACUCCUCGCCAGUCCACACUUCCUACCCUUCUCCUUCCGUUGCCACCACCUACCCGUCAGUAUCCAUGUCCAGCACCUUUCAGUCCCAGGUCACCUCCUCCUUCCCCUCCUCUGUCGCCUCCAACAUCUACAGCUCCCCGGUCCCCACCCCGCUAUCAGACAUGCAGACCACUCUUUCCCCAAGGACAAUCGAGAUCUGCUAAGGAAGAGCAAAGAGAAAAACACUUUUUUUAUUCUCUCCUCACCUCUCCUUCCUUAAGUUUCUUUGAGGGGAAAGAAAUCAGCAUCAAAAGACUUUGUUUUUCCCCUCCAAAAAGCACUUUUCUGUCUGCUCCCUGUGCAGUGUUAGGUGAAUCUUGAGAUUUACCUGAAAGCGAGAGAAAAAAAAAAAAAGGAAGAAAAAAAAACACAUGUCAAGGACUGGGCAAAGACAAUAGCAGAUAAAAAGGGAUUUUUUUCAUCUCUGUAAAGCAAAUGCAGCACUUCAAAUGCAUAAGGGACUCAAAAGAUAGAGCAGUAACAGGCAUUGACAGGUCUCUACUAUUACCGUACACAAAAACCUAGAGACAAACAGAUCGAAAGAACAUUGCCAGCAGUUGUGGUGCUAAGGCACAUUCACCCUAGCAGGCAUUCAUACGUACAAAAGACAUUGAAUGAUAUACAUAAGCUACCCUAUAUGUAUAUUGUAAAUGUGCCAUGUUUUGUUUUUAUCAUACUUUGGUACCAUUGAUGUGAAAACUUAUUUGCAUAUUUGCAUUGUAUUAUUUGAAGUGAGCAGGGCCAUAUUUUCUACAUACUUUCUCUAUUAUGUAGUGAUGAUGCUGUGAUACGUUUUGACAUUGUUUGAAAAAAAAGCACUUAAGUAUUCAAGCAUGAGUAAGAGUGAUGUUACUUUCUGUUUGUAAAUAUCAUCCACUGGUACUAUCUCUUUCUCUCUUUCUCACAUGUGACAUAUGUGUUAUAUGGAAAAAUAGAGAGAAGAAAAAAAAAAAACUUUUAAAAAUCAAAACAAGACAAACGUUCUCGUUAUUUGGUGCCUUUUGUGAAGCCUUGCUGAUGUUGUGACUGAGGCUGAGCGCGAGAGAGGAUGCACUGCAUCUCGCCUUAAGGGUUGAGGGGAUAUUUUUGUUACAGAAUGUAAGUCAUACUCAGAGGGAGGAAAAAGGGAUGAGGUAUGAGGGCACCGCUUCAUUUCAUUAGAAUGUAAGCAAAAAAGGAGAAAAAUUCUAAACUAUAUUUUUGUAAAACUUAAAUGUAAAUAUCCACAUCUUCAAGAGCUGGAAUGUUGAAGUUACCUACUGAGUAGGCAUGGGAUUUUUUUGUAUGUUAUAUACAUGCAGUUCAUUAUUUUGUGGUUAUCUUUAUUUUGUAUUUGUGUUUGUUAAACCAAGUGACUGUUUCUGGCUUCUAAACACAUUGAAUGCGCUUAACUGCCAAUGGGAUAUUUGGUGUACAAGAUAUCCUCCCAGAAAUGAAAUAUAAAUAAAAUAUGAAUAUAUAUGUA